Haliotis rubra (blacklip abalone) is the source of this 7549-nucleotide messenger RNA. RefSeq names its product leucine-rich repeat protein SHOC-2-like. The transcript is spliced from 20 exons. Lineage: Eukaryota; Metazoa; Mollusca; Gastropoda; Lepetellida; Haliotidae. Gene Ontology annotation, molecular function: protein binding. The record is from RefSeq and is a predicted model, not a curated record. The coding region runs from base 591 to 2432 and encodes 613 amino acids.
UAUGCGCAUCGUUCAGAAGGUACUGUGAAGUCGGCAAUAUUUUGUGUGUAGGGUGAGAUUUCAGUCAGCGCUUUGCCUAUGUGCAGUUUCUUUUCCACGAUUGAGGUGUCGAUGAGCUAAAUGGUGUCACCGCGACUUGACUCCACACCGUCUGAGAAGAACAUUGGCAAAACAGUCUCUCAAACAUUACGAUAUGGGGACUUUUAAGAACUCGUAAAAUCUUCAUCCAUUUGAACUUAUGAAGAUUACAAAGAACAUCAAAGGAAAUAGACCAAUUAGUAAUAUUGUCAAAUGUUACAUGCAGGCUUGAAAUAUGUCCUGAAGUCAGCCUAGAGCAUGACAGCCCUUAUGCCGACACUUGUCUCCAGAACAACUGCUCGGAUUUGAGACAAUUCAACACUUUGAAAAUAUUGAUCAUUAUGUAACUCUGACAGGUAUCACACAGUGAUCUGUCAUAACAGAGCUUCAACCAAAGACCAGCCCCUGAAACAGGAGAUAAUACCUUAAGUAGGUGGACCAGUUGUUCCUGACUAAAUACUGUCAAAUCACAUGCCAGUUUUAAAUGAAGUGAACACUAUCAGUUUGUGCAAAUGUCUCGGAAAACCAACAAGGCCCAAGAUAACUCAGUUGCAGCAGAACGACUAGCUGACUACAGAGGGGAGAGUGUGAUCCCCAUCAUGUCUACUCAUGGAACUGGCUCCGAUUCACCAGAUUUGGAAAGUCACCGCCAAGCACAGUAUGGCCAUGACGGCUGUGAUGAUGUAGUUGCAUCAAUGGACAAUGUUUCCAUCAGGGAACAAUAUCAAGCCAAAGAAAUUCCCAAGGAGAAGAAGGGGAGCCAGGGCUCCAUAGCGGUGGAGCCAGCAAACCCCAAGAAGCAGGUGAUGGUGAUAACUGGACAGAACAAGGCAAAGCCCACUGUCCCAGCACGCCCCUCGGUCAAGGCGGACCUGGAUAUUGCCAAAGAAUUCAAGAAGUGCAAAGAAGAGGGAGCAAAGAGGCUUGAUCUGAGCAAAUCUCAGAUCUCUGCACUCCCUAGCAGUGUUAAAGAUUUGACACAGCUUGUUGAGGUGUAUCUCUAUGGCAACCGUCUGACUGUGCUUCCGCCAGAGAUUGGUAAUCUAACAAACCUCCAGACAUUGGCCUUGAGUGAGAAUUCCAUCACCAGUCUGCCGGACUCACUGGAAUACCUUCGUGACCUGCGUGUCCUGGAUCUCAGACAUAAUAAACUGCAAGAGAUACCUAAAGUGGUCUACAAGCUGCACUCAGUGACGACCCUUUUCCUUCGUUACAACAGAAUCAAGCAUGUAGAUGAAGAGAUCAGCCAGUUGACCAAAUUAACCAAGUUUAGUUUAAGAGAAAACAGAAUUCGAGACUUGCCUCAAGGGAUUGGUCAGCUUGAGAACCUGGUGACCUUCGACAUCUCCCACAAUCACCUGGAGCACCUACCCGAAGAAAUUUGUCACUGUACAAAUCUGAACUCCCUGGAUCUCCAGCACAAUGAGCUCCUGGACAUCCCGGAGAGGAUUGGGAAGCUGCGACUCCUCACACGACUCGGGUUAAGGUACAACAGGCUGACCUCUAUUCCCCGGUCCCUGGCCCACUGUGUACACAUGGACGAGUUCAAUGUUGAGGGCAACAACAUAUCAAGCUUACCAGAAGGGUUGCUGUCUAGUCUGACAAACCUGACGAGCAUCACGCUGUCCAGAAAUGCGUUCCAGUCAUACCCAUCAGGGGGGCCGUCACAGUUCUGUUCAGUUUAUGCAAUCAACAUGGAGCACAACCAGAUAAACAAGAUUCAGUUCGGCAUCUUCUCCCGCGCCACUUCACUGACCAAGCUGAACAUGAAAGACAAUCAACUCACAUCUCUCCCACUAGACCUUGGAACAUGGACGAACAUGGUCGAGUUGAACUUGGGAACCAACCAGCUGUCCAAGAUCCCUGACGACAUCCAGAACCUCCAGAAGCUUGAGGUCCUCAUCCUCAGCAACAACUGUCUGAGGAGGUUAACAUCAGCCAUUGGAAACCUGCAAAAGCUACGAGUGUUGGACCUUGAGGAGAACAGACUGGAGCAGCUACCUCCUGAAAUUGGUAACCUGCGUGAUCUCCAGCGACUCAUCGUGCAGUCCAAUCAGUUGACAUGUCUGCCACGGACACUCGGGUUCUUGAAGAACUUGCAGUAUCUUGGUUCUGGAGAAAACAACCUUACAUCCUUACCAAAUGAGAUAGGUACAUUAGAGAGUUUAGAAUCCCUGUACAUAAAUGACAACCCUGAGUUGCACAGUCUGCCGUAUGACCUGGCAUACUGUGCCAACUUGCAGAUCAUGAGCAUCGAGAACUGCCCCCUCAGUCAGAUCCCAGCGGAGAUAGUUGCCAGAGGCCCCUCUCUUGUAAUACAGUACCUGAAGCUCCAGGGUCCGUACUGCCCAUAACAAGCUGACCGAGGAGCAGCGGGCGGAGCGGGCAGAGCAGGCAGAGAGGCUGUGAUGGUGACUGUGUAUACGGGGCAUUUCAAUAUUGACUGCUGACCAACACCACUUGUUGGUCCUACCACUUGUUGGUCCUAUACCCAAAGCUUAUGUUUCAUGUUGGCAAGACUCUCCAGGAAAUGUGAAGAAAUCUGUGAUUAUUUCCCCUUGGAAAGUGCAAAUUGUCUCCCUUGGACCAGUGUUGACUUGUUUGGCUGUGUCUACUCGGCGGCGGCAGGCAGGGGUUGUUCCCAUAAUGACAUGUACAACUUGCUAACCAAAAUAUCAUUUGUUUAAUGAGGACACAGGGUCUGAGAGAGGUCGCUCAGUAUGGAUGGUGGGGGGAUGUGGUGCGUGGGAGGGAGGGACAGGCGUUGAUGGCUCACUUGUACCGUCCCCUGCAGUUGACAGCAUAUUAUCUUCUCAAGUAUUACACAAUGUCUCUCAAGCUGUAUAGACUAACCAUGCACUGUAAGACUGGGUUACGGUGCCAUGGUAUGAUACUUAUAUCUUGUCACUGUGUGCCAUGGUAUGAUACUUGUAUCUUGACACUGUAUGCCAUGGUAUGAUACUUGUAUCUUUGACACUGUGUGCCAUGGUAUGAUACUUGUAUCUUGACACUGUAUGCCAUGGUAUGAUACUUGUAUCUUGACACUGUGUGCCAUGAUACUUGUAUCAUGACACUGUAUGCCAUGGUAUGAUACUUGUAUCUUGACACUGUAUGCAAUGGUAUGAUACUUGUAUCUUGACACUGUAUGCCAUGGUAUCAUACUUGUAUCUUGACACUGUAUGCAAUGGUGAGAUACUUGUAUCUUGACACUGUAUGCAAUGGUAUGAUACUUGUAUCUUGACACUCUGUGCCAUGGUGCGAUACUUGUAUCUUCACACUGUGUGCCAUGGUAUGAUACUUGUAUCAUGACACUGUGUGCCACGAUAUGAUACUUGUAUCUUGACACGGUGUGCCAUGUUGAGAUACUUGUAUCAAGACACUGUUUCAAGGUGAGGUGCUUGUAUCUUGACACUGUUUGCCGUGGUAUGAUACUUAUAUCAUGACACUGUAUGCAAUGGUAUGAUACUUGUAUCAUGACACUGUAUGCAAUGGUAUGAUACUUGUAUCGUGGCACUGUAUGCCAUGGUAUGAUACUUGUAUCAUGACACUGUGUGCCAUGAUAUGAUACUUGUAUCAUGACACUGUGUGCCACAGUGAGAUACUUGUAUCAAGACACUGUGUGCCACGAUAUGAUACUUGUAUCAAGACAAUGUUUCAAGGUGAGGUGCUUGUAUUGUAAGGCUGUGUGUUGUAAGGCUGUGUAUCCAUACACGACAAUGUACCUGUAAGAAGGUAUGUUACAUGGUCAAAUGAAAUUUCUGUUUUCUGAUUUUAUGUAAAAGAGUGCUCAAACCAUUGUUAGCGGAAAGAAUUCGGGUUUACUGAGUAUUCUGUUUGGGUAUGUGUAGUCCCGUGGCUGUAGGACAAGUGUCCUGUGUUCAUGUUUGGCGGCCUGCAGUAAGUGACCCACUUUGUAUUGUUACAGCUUGUCUUGGCUUGCUUCACUGGUCUUGCUUUCCAUCUUUGUUGAAACAGGGUACGAAACAGACGGGGACCCUCCCUAGCCUGAUCAGCUGUUGUCGUUGUGGUGAUUAACUUAGGUUCAUUAGGAAAUCAUCAUGGAGAAACACCUGUGCCAAAUUCAAGAUGUUAUUGUUUCACCUUGACAAGAUAAUGCAUGUGUGCAGAUCAUUCUGUGUGUACAGGUGUCUGUGAUGUACAGGUCACCCUGUGAUGUGUGUACACAGGUAACUGAGAUGCAUUGGCAAGAUUUAAGCUCAGUACAUUUCACAAAAACUUUCUAAAUGUAAUCUAGGAAUAAGGAACAUUGUUUCUGCUGCAAGAAACGUCAACCUCUCUGACAUCAGAAAAUAAUGAUGUUUUGUAAGCUGUGUUGAAAAGAUGCAAGACAUAUGCUGAGAGUAGACUCUAAACUUCGGGAUCAAACUGCAGUGGCAAGACCUGACUCCUGUGACCAGAUGUCUCCUAUGGUGAGACGCAACUUCUCUGGUGAGAUCAGACUCCCAUAGCAAGAUCCGACAUCUUUGGUGAUAUGUGUCUUCAUUGGAGAGAUCAAACUCCCAUGGCAAGAUCCAACAGCUGAUCUGAUUAUUGUAGUCAGACCUGACUUUAUGGUGAGAUCUGACCAUUGUGGUGAGAUCCAACUUUAUGGUGAGACCUGACUAUUGUGGUGAGAUCCAACUUUAUGGUGAGACCUGACUAUUGUGGUGAGACCUGACUUUAUGGUGAGAUCUGACUAUUGUUGUGAGAUCCAACUUUAUGGUGAGACCUGACUAUUGUGGUGAGACCUGACUUUAUGGUGAGAUCUGACUAUUGUGGUGAGACCUGACUUUAUGGUGAGAUCUGACUAUUGUGGUGAGAUCUGACUUUAUGGUGAGAUCUGACUAUUGUGGUGAGACCUGACUAUUGUGGUGAGACCUAACUUUAUGGUAAGAUCUGACUAUUGUGGUGAGACCUGACUUUAUGGUGAGAUCUGACUAUUGUGGUGAGACCUGACUUUAUGGUGAGACCUGACUAUUGUGGUGAGACCUGACUAUUGAGCUGAGACCUGACUUUAUGGUGAGACCUGACGCCUGUGAUAAACUACUGAGGUGACCUUCGACUCAGUAUUCACUGCAGCUCAUAAUGUCCUGUGUGCGUUGCACUUUCCACUUUCGUCUUUCGUCCCCUGCUUGUGCAAUGUAGGAAGAGCAUUCCAUCCCUGCAAGAUGGGUGCAUGGAGGACUGUGGUACCAUCCGUGGCUGCUGUGUUGAUGCUGGGUGCCAUGAUGCAACGCUCUGCUUCCUGUAUCAAUACCAAGUGAUACAUAUAUAUACAAGCAAAAAAUGGUAUGUAACAAAAUUGUUUCAAUACAUUUUUCUACUUGUAUGUACAAAAGGGCUCAAGCCACUUUGCAUGUUGAAUGUUUUAGUUGGGGUACUAUUUAUUUCCCUUGCUGGAAAUUUUCCCUGUACAUGUAAACAUCUGGUUUUCAUGUACCAUAUUGUUUCAUCAUAUCAAAGGCUUGAUAUUGAGAUAUGUAUCGUAUGAUCAAGUGUUUCAUUACAGCCCCAACAUGGGCAUAUCCUUAGACUGGUGCAUCAAGGACGACAGACACUACAUCUUCCCAGACACAGGACUUAACUGACAACAACUGUCUAGUUUCAACCCUUGCCUGAAUAGGCUGGGAUUUGGUGGCUCGAUCAGGGCUCCAUCAAUAACUAUUACAUCCCCACCAUGACCCUCCUAACUGGCCGAGCAAAUUCCACCUAACAUAUUACCUCAAAAAGUGUAUCAACUUACUGGACCAGAUUUAUUAAAAACAUGAUUUGGAAAGUAUCUGCCAAUACAAGUUGACGGUAAAUUUGGUUUGUAAAUCAUGCCAUCAACUGAAAACUGGGGCUGUUAAUGAACCAGAUAUCUAUGACUGGAUCAUUAGCCAAAACAAACAUCCAAACUUCCAGACAAGUGUUAAACUGGACGUUUAUUGUCAGUAAGUUCCCCAACUUUAAGAUUGCUACACGAAGGCUGACUGGUUGUCUGGGAGGGGAUUUCCCUUCCAUGCAGCCUGCGUGUGAAGUAAGCAUUGUAGUGAAUACAUUGUUGAGUUAUUGUUGUUACAGGCGUAUUGUAUGGAUUGUAAUCUAAGAAUCAAUGAUUGCAGGUAAUGAUUGCCUCAACUAGUGCCUGUUAUAGGAACAUUAUAUUAUUUCACUUAUUGGAAAUACAUCUGAUUUGUUCUGACGGUAGGUGACCUUAUGUAAAGCUGUGUGGUGUGGACAGGGUAUCGGGUUACUAGGCACUGAUAGUUCAUGGGUGGUUUUGUCAGAGCUAGGUGUUGGAACCUGUGGAGGUUGAGAUGUUUGUGCAGACACUGAAGGCUCUUGUGUUGGUGCAGGUUAACACCGAGGUCAGGAUGUUUGCGCCAACACUGGAAUCACGGAUGUGUGUAGCCACUGCAGGUCUUAUUGUUGUAAGCAUUUCCUGUGGAAGGGCUUCAGUUUAAUGAAGGUAUAAGUAAGACAUUUGUUUAGGUCUGUCCUGAGUACUCCUGUUUCUGUGUGGGUGACCAGUGCUGCCCCGUGGCCUGUGUAGACAGUAUGUGCUAUGUUGUAACCCCGCUGUUUCCAUAAUGCUGUCUGGUGUUUAGUCUUGCAUGGUAAUAUUGCUGAGUCAGUUUCUAGGAUAAGCAAUUAACAUUUUGUCUCUUCCUGAAUAACUUGAAGUGGGAUUUUGUUGUUGUUGGAAAACAGCUCCUAGGAUGUAAGGCACUCUGAAGCUCAUACACUUCUCAAACAAAAGUUGUUUGAAAUUGUUUAGAAUAUACAAUUAUGUAAAUUGUUACAUUAAAAAGGUGUUGCCAUGAACCAUAUUUAAAGGGUAAGAGGGUGGGAGGUGCUACUACGAUGUGAGUCGAGUCAUUGUUUGAAUAAUGUGUCAUUAUCAAAAAAGUGCUACAAUAUCAUAUCAUUUUUCAAAACGAUUCAUUUCAUUCUCUUCACAAUCAUAUUUUCUGAAGGAUGACAAAACUGUUACAUGACUGCCAUACACUUUGUUAGAACCGACCUGCUUGUCUUGGUGGAAUUCAGAUAGGGUACACAAAUGUGUCUCGUCAGCCUGGUGGUGCCAGGCCGUGCUGCAACAUUUGGUACGAGUGGGUGUUCUGACUUCUAGAAGUCUGUAAAUACAUCAUCCCUACCAAAUGUUGGACACUGUAUAUUUUACUUCUUAAGAUGUUGUCCUUGGACAAGGUUACUAAGGACAGAAUUAUUGUGUAAGUGUUUCACCCUGUGCUUGGUAUCAGAGAAAGGGUUUCAUUGGUUUUGAUCUCAGCCAAUCAAAAGAGUGCUAGAAUCUUACAGUGAUUGGCUCAUGAACCAUGUGAUAGAGAGGUUUGAGCCAAUCAUCUGCUGUGUUCCAUACUGAUUGCCAGUGUUGUCCCCUGUCCUGUGUGGGUGGAGUGAGGCUGUCCCAGGCUGUAUGCUGGAGAUGUACAUAUACAACAAUAAACUUAUGCUAUGUCAAAUAUCA